Peronospora farinosa is the source of this 417-nucleotide messenger RNA. The record is from the annotation of a GenBank genome assembly. Lineage: Eukaryota; Oomycota; Peronosporomycetes; Peronosporales; Peronosporaceae.
AUGGAUCCGAUUGCGUUCCUCGAGAACCAGAAUAUAAAGACAGGACCAAGCUUCAAGGAGUGGCGCAUAAAGAACAAUUACAAGACGCUCCGCGCUUUCAUGGACGACGAGAAGAGGGUACAAGCGCGGCCUAUUCCGAAAAACGGCGAUAUGCGAGUGUCGGGCUACACGCACGACGGACCGUGCGAGGUGUGGCUCGACAACAAGAUGGUAGCCCAAGGUGAUAAUUGCCAUAACGACUUUCCUGCCAAAAAACACUGUAUCGACUAUUCGUCGUGCAAGGGCACGUGCGUACUACAUUGGUACUGGCUGGCGGAGCGCUUUGUAAAGAACAAGCACUCGUGGCAGGUGUACAAAGCUUGUGUCCCUCUGACGACUGGAGGCCAGCCAGUGGCACCUCCUAAAUGCAACUCAUAG